Maniola jurtina (meadow brown) is the source of this 1859-nucleotide messenger RNA. Its product is annotated as sodium-dependent proline transporter-like. NCBI's taxonomy places the organism in Eukaryota, Metazoa, Arthropoda, Insecta, Lepidoptera, Nymphalidae. The coding region runs from base 326 to 1822 and encodes 498 amino acids. The record is from RefSeq and is a predicted model, not a curated record. The transcript has a single exon. Gene Ontology annotation, biological process: sodium ion transmembrane transport. Gene Ontology annotation, cellular component: membrane.
AAUUAUGUAGUAGGUGGUACCUUAGCGUCAACUGUUCAGUUACAUCCAUAAAUUGUGAUUUAUUUCGAUGAUUCCUGAAGAAAGUAAUUUAUGGGGCUCAAGAAUAGUGUUCAUAACAGUCCUCAUUUGUCACUUAAUAGGAAUAUCUAACAUCAGUAGCAUACCGAACGAUGCUCUCAAACAAGGCACUACGGGAUAUACUUUAUUCCUUAUACUUAUUUAUAUACUAAUGGGUAUACCAUUACUCUACAUGGAAGCCGUAGUUGGAUAGUUUACGAAAAGAGACUGCAUAGCAGUUUGGAAAAUUCGCCCUUGCUUCUCAUACAUGGGCUAUGUGCUUGUCAUAUGGCAAGGGAUAGUCCUAAUUUACAAUCAAAUCGUGACAUCGUUUUUCUUACAUUAUUUCUUAGUUAGCUUUGAAAAUCCGAUACCAUUUUACACUUGUGGUUCUUGGCGAACGAGGUUUUGCAACAGUCUAGCCACGAAUUAUACGGUCAAUCAGGACUGCAUAAAAUACCAAAACCAAUUUCCUUAUUGUGACAAUCUGUAUAAGACGUUUCCCGAAUAUAAGUACUGGAGGUACUAUUUACUACAAGCAAGAGGAAACAGCCAAUUCCUCGUGGCCUGGAAAGUUUGUAUCGCUUCAGCGCUGAUCUGUUUUAUUCUAUACCUCAGUAGUUUCAAGAGAUCGAAGACCAUGCGAUGGAUUACCGCCAUAUUCACAACUUAUUCGACAUUGGCUCUCGUGAUUAUAAUGAUGGGAUCCAUGAGACAAAAAGGUGUGGUGGUCAAGUACGAGGAAUCUUUAGAUUUAGAUUUUAGUACAUUCCUACAGAAAUUUAGAUUCUCGCAUCUUAUACAACAAAUUGUGUAUAAUUUAAACAUAGGAUCUGGUACGAUGUUCACUCUAGCGUCCACUUUGCCGUUUAGAUCGCCUUGCUUUUCAGACAUCGUAAUAUCUGUAGUUUUUUGUACUUUGUUUACUGUGAUGUUUGUGUUCACUACAGCGAUGAUGGCCUGUCCUUACGCGUACGAGUAUGGAAUAAAACCAGGGGCCAUCAUGAGAACACCGAUAACUUUUAACUUUGAAAAAAUGCCAAGAUUAAUGUACCAAUACCAACAUAGAACCUUUUAUUUAAUAGUUAUUUUCAGUUGUGAAGUAGUGCUGGGAAUGAAUACGUCGGUGACAUAUUUAUUUAAUUUGCUAGAAGUAGUAUUUAAAAGGUAUCCUAAAUUAGCAAACUAUCCAGGUUUAACUGCAUUCUGUGCUACCCUAAUAUUAUUUUGCACAACGAUACCAUUUUUAAGCUACUUCGGGGUUAAUAUGAUUGGUCUAAGUUUUCGACGUUGCGUAGUUCUGCUAUCGACAUUCAUUGGCCUACUGGAGGGAUUAGUAUUUAUAAUUUGGUACGGUGUAAACAAAUUCUCUGAAGAUAUUCAUUUUAUGUUGGGCAUACAACCAAAAAAUUUUAUGAAAACGACUUGGAUUUUGUCAAUUAUUUUAUUGGCUUAUGCAUUUUGCAAUGAAUUGUACAGUCAGUUUAUUAAUCAAACUGGUUAUAUUUACGCGACAUAUUCACUUAUAGCGAUUUUGAGUUUUGCAGCAGCAUUUUUUGUGACUAGAUUAUUAAUAGCUGCUUGUAGGAAAAAAAUUCGUAAGUUUAUUUCGUUAGAUCCGACAUGGGGCCCAAGGAGUGACGUAUUGCAACGAAGUCGAGCCAUGUUUUCAGCACAAGCUAUGACUAAGGAAUACAUAUACCGUCAAUAUCAUCUCCAAGCUGGAAUUAUGGCUCGACAGAAAAGAGCUAACAGGAGAGUUUGAUAUCUAUACCAACUCAUAAAGAUAUUGUUACAAGUUA